Molecule: messenger RNA, 4175 nt
Organism: Mytilus trossulus (common blue mussel)
Lineage: Eukaryota; Metazoa; Mollusca; Bivalvia; Mytilida; Mytilidae
Product: DNA repair protein RAD50-like
Exons: 41
Coding region: 134-4075 (1313 amino acids)
Biological process (GO): telomere maintenance via telomerase; double-strand break repair; telomere maintenance via recombination
Cellular component (GO): nucleus; Mre11 complex; condensed nuclear chromosome
Molecular function (GO): double-stranded telomeric DNA binding; G-quadruplex DNA binding; ATP hydrolysis activity
Source: RefSeq, a predicted model, not a curated record
CUUUGUUGAUCGAGGAAAAUAAAAUAAAAACUAAGUGCUGAAGUUUCAAAAUGAUUAAAAAGUAAACAAAAAGCACACAAACACACUGCUGCUCAUAAUUAUAAGCUAGGUGUUGCAGCAUUAGAUCAUCAACAUGUCAUCCAUAGAUAAAAUGAGUGUCCAGGGUAUAAGGAGUUUUGGACCUGAUGACAAAGAAAAACAGAUUAUACAGUUCUUUACUCCUUUGACUCUUAUCUUGGGUCCUAAUGGUACUGGGAAAACAACUGUUAUAGAAGCACUGAAGUACAUAACCACAGGAGUGAUGCCCCCAGGGGCUACCAGAGGGGGAGCUUUUGUUCAUGAUCCUAAGUUCGCCAAUGAAAGAGAAGUGAAGGCUCAAAUCAGAUUACAGUUCCACGAUGUAUCAGGGCAAAUGACUAUAGUACAACGUAGUAUGACUGCUACUCAAAAGUUGAAACAAGUAACCUUGAAGACGUUAGAUGGUUGUAUAACCAGGAGAAAUGCUGCUGGAGAGAAGAAAAGUAUCAGCUCCAAAUGUGCAGAAAUUGAUAAGGAGAUGAUUUCAGCAUUAGGUGUAUCUAAGCCUGUAUUAGAGAAUGUUAUUUUCUGUCAUCAGGAGGAAGCUAACUGGCCUUUGAGUGAAGGUAAACAGUUAAAAGACAAGUUUGAUGACAUAUUUGCCUCAACGAGAUAUGUUAAAGCUCUGGAAACAAUCAGGAAACUCAAAAUGACUCAGGAUGCCACUGUGAAGGAAUACAGGAUAGAAACUUCCUAUCUAAAGCAACACAAAGAUAAGGCUACACAGCUUGAAGGUGAUUUAAAUGAAAUCCAAUCCAAGUUGAUAUCAUCCAAAGGAUCUGUAGACACUAUAGUAUCUAAGUUGGAUCCUAUAGAAAACAAAUUGAGUCAAAUUGGUGCCAAGUCAGAUGAUAUCUACAGACUACAAAAUAAUAUAACUAAGCAUACAAGUGAGAAAAAAGAAAUGGAAAGGACUGUAGAGGAAUUACAGAAGAAUAUAGAAAAUGAAUUUCAAGGUUCAGUAGAAGAAUUGAAGAGAGUUCUAGCUGAGUUUCAGAACAAAGUUCAAGAGAGAGAAGACACUUUAUCUCAAUUUAAACAGCAAAGCAGGGAACUAGAAAGAGAAUGUGAACAGUUGAAUAGGAAGAAAAGUGAACUGUUACUGCAAGUAGGGAAGCUAGAACAGGAGGCUCAGGUACAUGAUGACAAUAUUACAAAGAGAAAUAUACUGAUAGAACAAUUUGCUGACAAGUACCAAUUUGAAGGUUUUAGUGGAUGUGAAAUAACAGAUGAAAAGUACAGAAGUUUUAUUGAAAAUGUUAGAAACAAACUGGAAACCAUGGUUACAGAAGGAAAGAACCUAAAGGUUGAUUUUGAAGAAAAAGAGAAGAAAGUCCAACUGAAGAUAGAUGAACUGAAAGAAAAUAAAACUAAGUUGGAGCAGAGUGAACUUAUAAAAAGAAAUAUGAUGAAAGACAAUAAUACCAAAGUGAAACAGAUUAACCAAAAAUUGAGCCAAGUAGAUGCUUCAGCUGGAAAACUAGAACAACUCACAAGGGAACUCAAGAGAGUAGAACAUGACUUGAAGUCCACAGAAGGAACAGUAGACAUUCCCAAACUUAAACAAGAGAUUGAUCAGCUAGCGAAAGAUAAACUAGAACUAGAUGCCAAAAUUAGUCAACUUAGCUCUGAGAUGAAUAGAUUGCAUUUACAGUCCAGUGCCCAGGCUCAAAUUGAUGUUCUGAAGAAAGACAAGGGGUCAAAAGAAGAAAAUAUUAGGAGAUUAAAAGCCAAACAAGAAGAUACUAUUAGUUAUUUACUUGGACAUAUGCCUACCUCUAAUAUCAGGACACAGUUAGAUGAUUAUAUUGGGAAACAAACAGAGAGUGUGAAGACUUUAAGACAGGAAGUACAUCAAAGUAAAAAUCAACUGUCAACUAAAGAGGCAGAGAAAAAGAUGAUCAGUGAAACACUGAGAAAAAAGGAAGAGGACUUGAAAAACUUGGAGGAGAAAAUCUUCAGUGUUUGUGGAAGCCAGAAUUUUGAUGAUGGACUACUAACAUUUAAAGACAAAAUGUCACAGACUCAAGAUACAAGAGGAUCCUUACUGGGAGCUGAACAUUUCUUUAAGAAGUAUGCCACAGAUUUAGAGAAGGAUGACCCCUGUUGUCCUUUAUGUCACAGAGAGUUUGACACAGAUCAGGAAGUCAAAGAACUUGUUAUUGAAUUGAAAAACAAAUUAAGGAUGGUUCCUGCCAAACUACAGAAAGCAGAGAAAGAUCUAGAUGAGUUCAGAAAGAAAUAUGACUCAAUGAUGCAACUUAAACCUUUAAAGGAAAAUAUUUCAAUGUUGACCAGUAAAGAGAUUCCAGAACUGAGAAACAAAUUGAAGAAACUUAAUGAAGAUAUAGGUACAUUGAGGACCACCAUUGAAGAGAAAGAAGAUGACCUUCAGACAAAGGAAGGUGAUGAGGAUAUGGCUAAACAGGUUCAACCAGAUGUAGUGCAGAUAGAUCGUUACCAAGGGGAGGUAAUAGAACUAGACAAGAAAAUAACAUCACAGCAGUCAACAUUGUCGGGUGGUAGUUCAGACAGAACAUUACAGGAUGUUAUUAAUGAGAAAGAAGAUCAUCAGAUGAAAGUAGAUACCAUUACAAAGAACCUGGAUAGAAAAAGACAAAAGAUAAAUGAUCAUUCUGAGGAGUUGGCGCGUUUGAAAAGUCAAAUAAAUACAUUGAAGGAAGAAAAGCUUCAGAUUGACAGUGAUUUACAACAGAGAUACAAAUUAGAAGAAGAUAAAGUCACACUUCUGAGUGAAAGUGACCAGAUACAGAGAGAAAUUCAGGAAGCCAGUGAACAGAUUAGACCUCUACAGAAUCAGAUAGAAAAAAAGAUAUUAGAGAAAGAAGCCAUUACUGCAGAGAAGGAAGAUAAGAUAGAGCAAGCCAAAUCUCAGGUUGAUAUGUUGAAGAAUGAUGCUUCAAAAGUAAAAAAUGUUAAUCAAGAAAUCAAAAGCUAUAUCAACCAAGGCAAGGCUGAAACAUUGGGAGAAAUAAGGAAAAAGAAAGAACAAGUUGAACUAAAGACAGAAAAGAAAGAAACUGAGAAAAAAGAAGCCAAUCAGAAUAUAACAAAGAUACAGAAUGAUCUAGCUACACAACAAACAAGAGAAAGAGAACUGUUAGAUAACCUACAGCUAAGAAAGAAAUCAAAAGAGAUAGAGGAUGUCAAACAAAAAAUAGCUGAUUUAAAAGAACAGUUAGGAGAUAUUGAUGUGACACAUCUAGAUAGAGAACGGAAACGUCUACAGACACAACAAGAGGAAUUGAUGAAAGAGAAACACCAUGCAGAAGGAAGACAGAGAGGUUUUGAAGAUCAGAUCAGAAACAUAAAAUCAGAACUGAAGUCUGAUAUGUAUAAAGGGGCACCUCAAAAGUUUAGAGACAAAAUGAUUGUAUUGAGGACAACAGAAUUGGCUAUCACUGACUUAGAGAAGUACUACAAAGCUUUAGAUACAGCUAUCAUGAGAUACCACAGUUUAAAAAUGGAGGAAAUAAACAAAAUUAUCAGAGAAUUGUGGAGAAAUACAUACAGAGGCAAUGACAUUGAAACAAUUGAAAUUCGAACUGAUGAAGAUGAGAGUGGCAUAAUGAAAACAAGACGUAAUUAUAAUUAUCGUGUGGUGAUGAUAAAAGGGGAUACUGCCCUGGAUAUGAGGGGGAGAUGUAGUGCUGGACAAAAGGUGUUAGCCUCACUAAUUAUUAGAUUGGCAUUAGCAGAGACAUUUUGUUUAAAUUGUGGAAUUCUGGCUUUAGAUGAACCAACAACUAACCUAGACAGAGAAAACAUUGAAAGUUUGGCUUUUGCACUUGUAGAAAUUAUCAAGGGAAGAGUCCACCAAAAGAAUUUCCAGUUAGUAAUUAUUACUCACGAUGAAGAUUUUGUGGAGUUGUUAGGAAGAUCAGAAUAUGUGGAUGAGUUCUUCAAGGUCAGAAAAGACCAGAGUGGCUAUUCACAGUUAGUUAGAGCUAGGGUUGGAGAGCUUCACUCAAGAUGAUUGAUGAAGUAAAAGACAGUUGUAUAGGAAGACACCAGCGUCACAAGGGUCUCAAGUUCUGAUGGAAAUCAUGACAAUUUUCAUACAAUUUUCAUACACA